AAAUAUUACGAAAAUUUACGCACGUUACGUUAACUGGAACUAAUUAAAACUGAAAUUCGAAACUCAAUAUGAUAAAAUUUUCACUUUGUCGGUGCUUACUCAAAGUUCGAGUGGGCCAACUUGCUCAGCAGUCUAUGUGUAGUACAAAAGCUUUUAUCAAAAAACCCGAUAUAAAACCUAAGGACGAACCCGAAAUAGUAAAGGAUGAAUCUAUCAAGUACUUUGGCAGUUCGGCAGCAAGUUGGAAGGCUGAGAAUACCCGGAGUGGUUUGGUAAAUGACGAUUCACCAUGGUACCAACCUUAUGUCGUAUUAGCCAGUGUAGCAGUGUUUUUAAUUUAUUUUUGUAUUUUACGUGAAGAAAACGAUAUAGAUCGAGAUUUGGAGCGGUCUUUGUAUGACCGUAUGCCUUGGUUAGAACAUAAACAAUUAAUUCUGAGCUAUCAUCUUAAUAAGGAAAAUGGUUUAAGCACAAUAGAUAUUGAGCAAAGGAUGAAAGAGCUGGGUAUAGAAAUAAAAUAGUUCUUUUUGCUGUUACUGCAGUA
Molecule: messenger RNA, 544 nt
Organism: Sabethes cyaneus
Lineage: Eukaryota; Metazoa; Arthropoda; Insecta; Diptera; Culicidae
Exons: 2
Coding region: 69-521 (150 amino acids)
Source: RefSeq, a predicted model, not a curated record